CGGACAAAGAAUUAAAGUUCAGCGGCUAAUCAAGGAAACACGGGCAGUCUACAACACAGCAAUGAAAUGUGCGUCUUAAACUUUCAGCUACAGCCUGACUGCGAGCAUCCCACGCUGAACACGUUGGAUCUGCUGACACUGGACUCCUCGCUCUCUUCUGACCUCCAGUGUCAGCAGCCGGUGCCUUGAAGAUGGUCAACCCUCAGAUAUACCUCCACUACAACUACACGGGGAAGCUGGACCACCGGCCCACCGUCGGCACAAGCCGCGGCACCGUGGACACCAAAACCAUCGUGUUCCUCGUCAUAUGCAGCUUCAUCGUCCUGGAGAACCUCACCGUGCUGACCGCCAUAUGGAGAAACCACAGGUUCCACAACCGCAUGUACUUCUUCAUCGCCAACCUGGCGCUCUGCGACCUGCUGGCUGGAGUCGCUUACCUGGUCAACCUGCUCCUGUCAGGAGAGAAGACCCUGCAGCUCUCACCUGCGCUCUGGUUUGUCAGAGAGGGGAGCAUGUUUGUAGCACUUGGUGCCUCCAUUUUCAGUCUCCUGGCUAUUGCAAUAGAGAGACACCUGACUAUGAUCAAAAUGAGGCCUUAUGAUGCCAACAAGAACUACAGAGUGUUUCUGCUUAUAGGGACCUGCUGGCUGAUUGCUAUAUCUCUUGGAGCUUUGCCCAUUCUAGGCUGGAACUGCCUGGACAACCUGCCCGAUUGCUCCACAGUCCUCCCUCUCUACACCAAGAAAUAUGUAGCUUUCUGUAUCAUAGUUUUCAUGGUUUUGCUCUUAGCCAUGUCAGUCCUGUAUGCCCGCAUCUACAUCCUGGUGAAGUCCAGCAGCCGAAAGGUGAGCAAGCACAGAAACUCUGAGCAUGCGAUGUCGCUGCUGCGCACCGUCAUCAUUGUAGUUGGGGUCUUCAUCGCCUGCUGGACGCCCAUCUUUGUCCUGCUCCUGCUGGAUGUGGCCUGUGAGCAGCGCUGCCCCAUCCUCUACAAGGCUGACUGGUUCAUUGCGGUGGCCGUGCUCAACUCGGCCAUGAACCCGGUCAUUUACACGCUGGCCAGCCGCGAGAUGAGACGGGCCUUCCUGGGUCUGGUGUGUGGCGUUUGCUACCGGAAGAGGGCUUCUGUCAAUGGCAGCGGGAACAAGCAGUCUCUGGAGCCCAGCCGCAGCAGGAGCAAGUCGUGGAGCAGCCAGAACAACCCCAACCAGAGCCAGCGGAGCUCCAGGCAGGCGGAGCUGGAGAAGGAGCAGGAGACAGACACAGGCCACGGCCAGGUGUCGGUGGUGGCAGGAGGGGCUGCUCAGGCCGUCCUCGAGAGUGACAGAAAAGACUGAAAGAAGGGAGCGAGAUAUCUACAUUAGAAAGGUGAGGGUGGUCCUAAUGUAUAAACUCAUCGAGUUGUGAUUGGUUUAGAAUGAGGCAGAGGCUGCAGGGCAGUGCUUUCUCCUUUGUGCUCAAUAUUCAUAUAACUGCAUCAUCCAUAAUUGGGAAGCUUAUUAAAAAUGUCCACAAUGGGCAUUGAUUAGUGUAUACCGCCAAUAUGUUCAUUGACACAGUCAGUGUCAACUUUGUCAAAUACAGGUCAUAUUUCAUCACCGCCCAGUGAGAAGCAUGUAUGUCCACAUUUGGUGAUUUUACAGUUAACUGGAGGAUAAACCCAUUACUGGUUGCGAAAAUAAACCCAAAAAACAACUGAAAAACUCUGGAUUAGCUGAAAAAAUGCAUUUUUCUUAGCUCAUGAAAGGUGGACAUUUUGGAGGUGCAUGGAGUUGCAGGACAAUCAUGAUUUGCAAAUGAAUGGUGCUCUUGCCCUUGACAAAAAAAGCCAUUAACCCCUGUGGUUACAGCUGUGACCAUUUCAGACAAAUAAGAAGUGAAAAAACACCUGCAAUGAAUACAAGUGCAAUUAUAGUUCUGCAAAACAAUGGAAUGAAGAAUGAUUGUAGACAGUUAUUAGUGUAAUUACAAACAGUGGAAAUUAUUUAUUAUUCUAUGCACACUCUUCUGUAAUUUUGUAUUUACUCUAUAAUCCUACAGUAUACUGUGCAGUUACUGUAAUGAAAACUGCAUUAUAAAUUGUGUAUAUAUGUGAUGUAAAUGAGAUAAAAACAUGCUGCAGAAUCAAACCUGCUACACUUUGCAUUAUAUCAGUAGCAUCAUGUUCAGACUGCAUGAUAUAGCUGUACUAACAAUUAAUGUAACUGAUGCAGUUUGUUCAACAUCAGUAGUUUUAAGUGAUACUAUGGCUCCAUCUGCUGGUUAAUAAUGGUAGUUAAUAUCCUCAGUGCUGGCCACAUAUCUUCACAACCUGCUGCAUGUUCAGAACAGACUCUCUUAAAUUUUCUUUUCAGUGCCAGAUUGAAAGUGUUGCGAGUAUUUAAUUAUCUAAUUAUCUAGAAGUGGAAACGUUUAAUAUCAACCUUAAAAGCAUGAAGAUGGUAAACUGAGGGACAAGGCAUGUGGAUGCAGCACGUGAAACAGAAAUAGUUCACUGUGUGCAGCUGUUUGUAUGAUGCAGUAGAUUAGCUUUGACACAAUGAGUAAAAAACGAGUAAACAUACAGUGUGAGGAUGACUCACCUGGAUCACCUCAUGUAGCCAGUAGAGAGUGCAGUUCUGCCUUGUUCAGUGUUGUAUCUUCCUCAUUCCUUUGAGAAAAUAACCUUUAUCCACAUUACAAAUAGAUAAAUAUCAUUUUCUCAUUUACUUGUAGUGGCAUCCAGCCAUGCAGGUACUUUUUGCUUUUGCAUGUCCAGGUUGUGAGAGUGCUGCAGCCACCACAAAACAGUGGAGGCGAAUGGAUUUUUGUGUUGCUCACAGCAUUGACAAAAUAACAUUAAAAUAUUCAACAGCAUCGUCUCUGUACAGCAACGGCAUCCCUGCGACUCUGGAUUAUUCAAAAACCUCAGUGUGAACCAUCUUCAUGGGAACUUUUUUUUGUACAAAAGGUCACUAUUAAAGGGGACAUAUUAUGUAUCUUCAACAAUUUUAUAUGAUUUCCUUGAAUCCACAGUAUUUUUAUUUUCCUCCCCUUCUUUUUUCACUCGUAUUGAAACAUUUUUGGUUGGUGUUGCACACACCAGAUUUUAAAUAAAUGAAUUCCUUACCUGCCUGGUUGCCCCCUAAAAGGGGUAAAACUAAAAGAUUGCUUGUGUCCUUGUUGUCACAUCACAAAGGGCAAUAAUUCUGAACAUCUUGUUUAAGCCAAAUCCAUAUGAGGCCAAACCCAUUUUUCCAUAAUAUGUCCCCUUAAAACAUUGUAUUCUGCAGAUUGUCCAGAAUAACAAGGACACUGUUUAUGGAUAUUUUUUUCACGGCCAAAAUAAACAAAAACAAUCUGCAUGGCAAAAUAUCACUAGAAGUGAGUGAGAAACCCUGUUUUUUAAAUAAGCAUGAACCAACCCUUUAAAAUUUUAGAGGAAACUGUGAUGAUACCGGCUAAAUGCUGCAUCUGUUAUAAACUGAAAUGUGUUAUUAUGGCAGCAGAGACAACAACAGAGCUUCUACACAUUCACGGUUUUAUUGCCAACAGUCAUACAGAAUAAUGAUAAACCCAUACAACCAAAAGAUUAAAUCUGUAAACAUCAUUUGGACUCAUUUCUUUGUUUUUAUUUCCUUUUUUUUUUACUAUACCUGUUCCAAAAUAGUGAGUUUCUGUGUGAUUCCCUCCGACAAAGAUUUAUAUUUAGAUCUGGAAAUGAUACAUUUAUAAUAUAUAAUAGAGAGGGAGGGAGGGAGAGAAAGAGACAGAGAGAGAAAACAGUAGUCUCAAGCAGCAACACGCAGCAGGGCAAAACACAACCUCUAGUGAACAGGCAUGCCCCAUUGAAGAUCAGCUAUUGCACUUUGAAGAGAGAGAGAAAGAGAAAUAAAAAUACCAUUUGUACAAAUAAAAGGCACAUUUUCAUCAACAGAAAUCUGGAAAGAAGCCAUGUUCUUUUUGUAUCCCAGCGUGUUUGGUUGUAUAAUUUCUUUAUGCCGCACAGCUAAUCGUCAUGUUAUCAGAGAGAUUCAAGUAUGGAGUUGUUCCUGCUUCCUACGCUUUGUUCAAAACGUCGCGCAUUUGGCCAAAGUGAUUACGAAUUUGCUCUUCAGCAAUAAAGACUAAACCCAAAAAGAAUUCUUUAUAUUGGCAUAGUGCUUUGUAAAGAUUUAGCGCAUUAUUCCUUCUCCCGAGAUAUUAGAUUUGAUGAAAUUAUGUCACAAAGUAUUGGACAAAGUAAAUGUUAAAGGUGGUAAAAGUGUAAAAAAAAAAAAAAAAGAAAACAAUUAUUCUUUGUGUCCCUUUCUUCUCUUGUAUCUCUCAAAAUGCCAAUAUUCUAGGCUGCUCAAAGGGA
Molecule: messenger RNA, 4339 nt
Organism: Chelmon rostratus (copperband butterflyfish)
Lineage: Eukaryota; Metazoa; Chordata; Actinopteri; Chaetodontiformes; Chaetodontidae
Product: sphingosine 1-phosphate receptor 3
Exons: 2
Coding region: 192-1337 (381 amino acids)
Biological process (GO): G protein-coupled receptor signaling pathway
Cellular component (GO): membrane
Molecular function (GO): sphingosine-1-phosphate receptor activity
Source: RefSeq, a predicted model, not a curated record